AGGAAGAAGAAUUAAAUGAUCACAACUACACCCCUAGAAACUCAUUAAUGCUAGCCAACUACACAAGUAGAGUACUUUUUUUAUCUUUUUUAUCUUGUGACUACUAUAAGUAACGUUCUAACCUCUUUACAUUUUUCUCAAAACAAAAAAAAACCAAGACCCCAUUUCUCUCUAGAGUUUAAACAAUGGAGAUUCCGAAGGUGAAAGUGGUCGGAAAAUCCCACGUGAAGCCGAAGAAAGACAUAGGAAGAAAAGAGUGUCAGCUAGUGACCUUCGAUCUCCCUUACUUGGCUUUCUACUACAACCAAAAGUUGAUGCUUUACAAGGGAAACGACAACUUCGAGGGUAGUGUGGAGAAACUUAAGGAAGGACUUAGUGUGGUUUUGGUGGAUUUCUACCAAUUGGCUGGGAAGCUUGGGAAAGACGAGGAAGGAGUGUUUAGAGUGGAAUACGACGAUGAAAUGGAAGGUGUUGAGGUCGUUGAGGCUUUGGCUGAUGAGAUUAGUAUUGAUGAUCUCUUAGUGGAGGAAGGUACAUCUAGCUUGAAGGGUUUGAUUCCCUACAAUGGUGUACUUAACUUGGAGGGCAGUCAUAGGCCUUUAUUGGCAAUCCAGGUAACCAAAUUAAAGGACGGAACUGCAAUCGGGUGUGCUUUCAACCACGCAAUCCUAGAUGGAACCUCCACGUGGCACUUCAUGAGUUCAUGGGCCGAGAUCUGCAGUGGGUCCGACACCAUAUCAGUCCCACCGUUCUUAGAACGCACCAAAGCACGAAACGCGCGCGUGAAGCUAGAUCUCGCCCUACCCUCGGACCCACGCGCUUCAUCCAACGGAGAUGCCAAAGACACGAAGGCAUCAUCCAACGGUGAUACCAAAGACACGAAGGCAUCAUCCAACGGUGAUGGCAACACCGAGCCACAACUCAGAGAGAGAGUAUUCAAGUUCUCUGAAGCCGCCGUCGAUAAGAUCAAGUCAACGGUCAACGCAAACAACCCUCCAUCGGACGGUUCCAAACCUUUCACCACUUUCCAAUCUCUCUCCGCUCAUAUAUGGAGACACGUGACCCAAGCACGUGAGCUAAAACCAGAGGACUACACGGUGUAUACCGUCUUCGCCGAUUGCCGAAAACGGGUCGACCCGCACAUGCCCGAUAGCUACUUCGGGAACCUGAUCCAGGCAGUGUUUACCGUCACGGCGGCUGGGCUUCUUCUGGCGCACCCGGUUCAGUUCGGAGCUUCGACCAUCCAGAAGGCGAUUGAGGCGCACGAUGCUAAGGCGAUCGAGAAUAGGAACAGCGAGUGGGAGAAAGCGCCGAAGAUAUUCCAGUACAAGGACGCCGGAGUGAACUGUGUUGCGGUGGGAAGCUCGCCUAGGUUCAAGGUCUACGAUGUCGAUUUCGGGUUUGGGAAACCGGUGGUUGUGAGGAGUGGCGGAAACAACAGGUUUGACGGAAUGGUUUAUCUUUACCAGGGGAAGAGCGGUGGCCGGAGCAUUGACGUUGAGAUUAGCUUGGAAGCUGGUGCUAUGGAAAAGCUGGAGAAAGACCAAGAAUUUCUGCUGAAUGUUUAAUAAUUUCAAAAGCAUAAUGUUAUUGGAUGUGAUUUAGUGUUGGAUGGAUUGUAUUGGAAAUGGGGUUUGUUUACUGAUUUUGGUUUUUAUGAUUAAGCAAGAAAUAAGUGCUUAAAUCAUAAACGCCAAAUUUAUGGUGUAAUCUGUGUGUGUGUUUGUUUGUAGUGGGAUGGUUUUAUUUUCGUUGUUAUUUAUCUUUCAUUUUGGAAUUUGUUGAUUAUGGUUAUAUUUCUGAGUAAUACGGCAAGGUUUUUA
Messenger RNA from Cannabis sativa, 1823 nucleotides. RefSeq names its product BAHD acyltransferase DCR. Lineage: Eukaryota; Viridiplantae; Streptophyta; Magnoliopsida; Rosales; Cannabaceae. The transcript is spliced from 2 exons. The record is from RefSeq and is a predicted model, not a curated record. The coding region runs from base 186 to 1568 and encodes 460 amino acids.